Molecule: messenger RNA, 1313 nt
Organism: Amaranthus tricolor (Joseph's coat)
Lineage: Eukaryota; Viridiplantae; Streptophyta; Magnoliopsida; Caryophyllales; Amaranthaceae
Exons: 6
Coding region: 279-1046 (255 amino acids)
Biological process (GO): protein import into nucleus
Cellular component (GO): nucleus
Source: RefSeq, a predicted model, not a curated record
AUAGACUCCAAGCAAGUUACCACUUACCUCGUACAAGUAUAUGACGGUUAAUCUCUGAUAGCUUUAAAAUGCUCAAACCAAACGCUGCGUUUUGAGCAUAAGCGAUUAAAGCGACAAAAGAAGCUAGGGUGACUGCCCGACACUGCCGCGCUAAAUCAACUCCUCCGGUUUCGCCAUUGUUAUACCUUGGUCAUUGUUUAACCAAUUUCUUACUAAUAAUCAAUUCUGGGAUUUAAACAAUUCUAUUGAAGAAAAAAAGGCGGUAGCUUUUGUUGGAAAUGGAGGGGGAAAGGAAGCAAUUAAAGCAAGAAAGACAACCCCUUAAAACCAUUCAUGCCCUUAAUCAUAGUAGUUGGAAACAGAAGUUGAAGGAAAGCUGUUAUAGGAGGGUAAAGGAAGAUAGAAAUCGGCUUCUAUGGAAUUCUAGAUCAGCUAUUCAUCAAUCUUCUGGACAAAAGGAAUACAUUAAAUCAGUAUUCAAGGAUAUUUAUAGGGAUGAAUUUAAAAAGAUAAAAACCCAACGUUCUGGUAAUCCUGAAGUUUCAAGCUGUUUGUCUGGAGAAGAUGAUAUUUUGUGGGAAUAUGAUGGCCAACCCACUGCUGAUGAAGAAGAAUGUGAAGAAAUUUUGCUCGAAAUGCAAAGGAUCUUUUACGAGGAUAUGCGAUUAGAGCUGAGUAAAAAGGAAGCAGAGAAAUCCUUUGUUUUGGAGGAUGAAGAAGAUGAGUACUUGGCUUUUGCAGUUUCUCAGUAUAUGCAGUUGAAUGAUGAGAAGGCAUGGAAGGAGAAAACGUGGUGCCCAAUCUGCAAGAAAGGAGAGUUACAAGAGAAUGACCAUCUUAUAUUUUGUAACUCUUGUCAGCUUAAGCUAAACAGAGGAGAUCAGGUUAAUUUGAGUUUGUUAAGAGAUAGACUAGCAGAAGCUCACGAAGAACACCUCGAUCGAGGCUGCAGAUUAAAACCCGAGUUCUGUAUCGAGACUGUAUUUGAUCUAACCGCGUUGUACAUUAAAUGCCAGCAUUGUAACACAUUUGAGAUUGUAUUAUAAGUCUGAUUCUUUUGCAACUUACAACUGUAAUUUCUUUAUCCAAUAAUAAAAUGGUGAAUCUUAGUGCUUUUAAGUUUUACCUAAUCAAUGUCUCAAAAUGAGAUCUAAGAAUUAACUUUACCUUUGCCUUUGCUCGAUGUCAUGAUGUCAUCCAACAUCCAAGAUUUUCUCUAAAUGCUCACAUGAUUUGAAUCUUUUGACCUUAUCUUUUAAUAUCGGUGGAAUCAUUCAAUUGGAUUAUGAAAUUUUCUAGGGAUUUGGCAUUUA